This is a messenger RNA of Penicillium canariense, 696 nucleotides long. RefSeq names its product fumarylacetoacetate hydrolase family protein. The transcript has 3 exons. Gene Ontology annotation, molecular function: acetylpyruvate hydrolase activity. The record is from RefSeq and is a predicted model, not a curated record. Gene Ontology annotation, cellular component: mitochondrion. Bases 1 to 696 code for a protein of 231 amino acids. Lineage: Eukaryota; Fungi; Ascomycota; Eurotiomycetes; Eurotiales; Aspergillaceae.
AUGGCAUCCAUCCGAGCCAAUUGCCGCAAGAUCAUGUGUAUCGGCCGAAACUACGCCGAUCACAUUACGGAGCUGAACAACACCACGCCGAAGCAGCCUUUCUUCUUCCUGAAGCCUGCAUCCUCCAUCCUCCCUCCCGGUGCCGGCCCCGUUCUCCGCCCAAAGGGUGUCAGUCUGCACUAUGAGGUGGAAUUGGGUCUUGUGAUUGGCAAGACCAUCCGGGAUCUUGAUCCCGAGGACGAGCAGGGCGCUUUGGAUGCCAUUGAGAGCUAUGUGCUUGCCAUCGAUAUGACCGCUCGCAAUGUCCAAGAGGAAGCCAAGAAGAAGGGUCUUCCCUGGUCGAUCGCCAAGGGUUUCGACACUUUCCUGCCCAUUUCCGAAGUGAUCGCCAAGUCGCGGAUCCCGAACCCCCACGAUGCCUUUCUUCGCCUGCGCGUCGGCCAGACCGAGCGCCAGGCCGAUUCGACGAGUUUGAUGCUACAUCGUAUUCCUCGGCAGCUGGCCCAGAUCUCGCGUGUGAUGACCCUGGAGAAGGGCGACAUUGUGCUUACCGGCACGCCCAAGGGCGUGGGUGAGGUCAAGGCUGGAGACGUUAUGUAUGCCUCGAUUGAGGUCAAUGGCAAGGAGAUCGAGGAGGGACGGAUCCAGGUGGAGGUGCAGGACCGGGAGGGGCGCUAUGAGUUCAAGGAGACCUAA